ACUCCAUCUUCGCCCAGCCUUACUCUUCCCUGCAAGACUAAGAAUUACCCCGCCUUCCGGUGAGAAGAUUUGGCUCUCCUCGGUUUUGGACGCAGAGAAGUUUAUCCGGGGAUAUACACCAAUCCCCCGUACAGGCCCAAGACAUAAAGUCGCCUGAAAGCUGUGUAGCAAUAAUUCCAGCUUCUGACCAAGAAUCAUGGAUACCUUUCAUACCUUCUCAUCACAAGUUGGAACUAGUGGUCAACAUUGGGACAAUGCCGCCCAAAAUAACAGGGACCAACAUUUUCAUGGAGUGAGCAAGACCUGUCAGCAGAGCUCACUGGAGCAGGGAGACAUCCCAUCACCCUUUUGGCGCCUGACAAAGUACACUUUUUUUCUUCUAAAUAACACUAUAGUAACGUCUUCUGCACAAAGUUACAUUCCUAAUAAGAUUGGUGUUAAGUGAGAAAGAAUCCUAAAGAUGGUCCAAUGGGCAUGGUCUGAAGCCUCUCGUCAUCUCAGUAUGUUGAACCACCUGAUUUCUUGCAGGCUUGAGAUUCAGAUCCUGCUGAACGAUGUUAAGCAAUCGAUUAACCACAUGCAGGGGACGCUGAACACCAUGCAGGGGCAGUGUAUUGAGUUGCAGACUGCCAUAUCUAAGAUCACCACAGCAGCCGAAUUUGCUGUGCAGAGGGAGGAGAUCCUCCGAGCAUCAGGCCUCAUCCCGUCACAGAGGGAGGAAAUGCUCCGAGCAUCAGGCCUCAUCCUGUCACAGAGGGAGGGUAUCCUCCAAACAGCCAGUGUCCCUUCACAGAGGAAGGGGAUUCUCCCAGCAGCUAACAUCACUGUGCAGAGGGAGGAGAUCUUCCGAGCAUCAGGCCUCAUCCCUGAAGAGAGGGAGGACAUCCGCCUCACAGCCAGUGUCCCUGCACAGAGGGAGGGGAUUCUUCCAGCAGCUACUGCAGCUACUGUCACUGUGCGAAAGGAGAAGAUCCUCCGAGCAUCAGGCCUCAUUUCUGCACAAAAGGAGUUGAUCCACCUGAUGGCCAGUGUCACUGCGCAGAGGAAGGGAAUCGUCCCAAUGGUCAGCGUCCCUGCGCACAAGGAGGGGAUCGUCCAAAAGGCUAGUGUCCCUGCUGAGAGGUUGGAGAUCCUCCGAGCAUCAGGCCUCAUCCCGCCACAGAGGGAGGGGAAUGUCCGAACAGCCAGUGUCCCAGCACAGAGGGGUGGGAUUCUCUCAGCAGCCAGCAUCACUGAACAGAGGGAGGGAAUUCUUCCAGCAGCUUCUAUCACUGUGCUGAAGAAGAAGAUCCUCAGAGCAUCAGGCCUCAUACCUGCACAAAAGGAGUUGAUCCACCUGAUGGCCAGUGUCACUGCGCAGAGGAAGGGAAUCGUUCCAAUGGUCAGCGUCCCUGCACACAGGGAGGGGAUCGUCCCAAAGGCCAGUGUCCCUGCUGAGAGGGAGGAGAUCCUCCGAGCAUCAGGCCUCAUCCCGCCACAGAGGGAGGGGAAUGUCCGAACAGCCAGUGUCCCAGCACAGAGGGAUGGGAUUCUCUCAGCAGCCAGCAUCACUGAACAGAGGGAGGAGAUCCUCCGAGCAUCAGGCCUCAUCCCAUCACAGAGGGAGGGUAUCCUCCAAACAGCCAGUGUCCCUGCACAGAGGGAGGAGAUCCUCCGAGCAUCAGGCCUCAUCCCGCCAACAAGGGAGGGUAUCCUCCAAACAGCCAGUGUCCCUGCACAGAGGGAGGGGAUCUUCCGAGCAUCAGGCCUCAUCCCUGAAGAGAGGGAGGAGAUCCUCCUCACAGCCAGUGUCCCUGUGAAGAAUGAAAACAUUCAUCCACAACCACCUUCCAUCAUCCCCAUGUUGGCACCACUGUGGAAAUGGGAUGGUGGAGCGUGUACUCCACCUGUGGAUUUCUAUUCCAAGAGAAGAGGUCACUUAACCUUACCUAAUUAGUAAAGAAAUUACUAUUGUGAGAAUAAGUUGUGAUAGAUCAAAUGUAUGGCUCAUGUGAGUGUAUAGCUGUAAUACUUUCAUGCAUUUUCUACAUAAAAAUGUUUAGCUCCAUUGUACUUUUACAUUUGAGUCAUUUAGCAGACACUGUUAUCCAGAGCGACGUACAGUAGUGAGUCUAUACAUUUUCAUACUCCAGUGAAUCUCUCCAGGAUUUCACAUGGAUUUUUUUCAUAUUUGCGGAUAAAUAUGCUAGAUUUUGCAGCGACAAUUAUGACAUUUUGCAUUGCAAUAUGCAAUUGUUUUGUCCAAUUUGUUGCAAAAAUGCACUGACAAGGGAAAAAACUGUGUUGAUGUGUCGCUUGAUUGAACCAUAUUAUGCAGUAAAUGUGCGGUGAUUGGUUGAAAUUGCGAGCCCUCUUUUUGUACUGUGGUAAUUGUCAGUUCUAUGCGAUAAUAUUGUGAUGUGACUAUUUUAUGCAGAAAUAGUUUGGUGAUUGGUCACAUUUGUAAGCCCUCACAUAAUAUGCAGGGAAUUGUUAAUUUUGCAACCAAAACAAUGCGGUGGCAGAGUCCUGGAGUAACCUCCCAGUAAUCCCUGUGACUGCAUGUAGGUUAAGAUUGGGUUGUAAACAGAGUAUCAGAGCAAGACGUUCCUACCUGUCAGCUAGUAAUUGUUCUGUAUGGUGACAUGAGCAGAGUGGCCUGACUUCUCCCACUUAUUACAGAUGUCCGACUUAGAUAUGUUGAGCAUCCUGCUAUGAUGUCCAUCACCAAGCCGGAACACUCCGAUGCCAACCCUCAGUUCCAGACUGGCACCCGGCCGGUGGCUGAGCCCGAGACCCCUGCUGUUCACAAUAACAGUGGAGGCUGGCUCAGCUGGGUCUUUGGGAGUGGAAGAGCUAACAAGAAGGAGGUUCAUCUACCUGAGGACAAAGACAGAUCUAUUGUCUGGGAUCCAACUCUGCACAGAUGGGUUAACAAAACUGAGCCCAAGGCUGAAGUACA
Molecule: messenger RNA, 2941 nt
Organism: Oncorhynchus mykiss (rainbow trout)
Lineage: Eukaryota; Metazoa; Chordata; Actinopteri; Salmoniformes; Salmonidae
Source: RefSeq, a predicted model, not a curated record